UCCAUCCAGCCAUUCGGUGGUUGGCCACAGAUACAUUCACACGCACACACCACUCUGCUGCAGAUACAUUUUUCGGUGUAUCUGCUGCAUCGCGCUCUCUGCUGGAAAUCAACGCUGCCACUCUGCCACUGCCUCGUGCGUUGCGUCGCGUCGCUCCGACUCGAGUUGUAUGUUAUUUCAGUUACACAGAUUCAGUAUCCGACGUGUUACUAUAGCGAACGGUUCGUUUCACGGCUGGCUCUGCGUCCCAUCUUCGGUGUCGCACACACAGAUACUAACUCUAUAUAUGUAUAUGAAUAUAUAUGUAUAUGUAUGGAUAUAUCUGAUUACAGACGAGCAUAUAGCCGACUUGUUAAAGCAAAUAUUUUUUUUCAAACAAAUAAUAAGAAACGGCGACAGCAGCUAAGUGAAGUGACAAAUCGAGUGGCAGCCCAGAAAAAGCUCCCACAAAAGUGUGCCCGGAAUUCGGUGUGCGGCAUUUGGCCGCAAUCCUUGCAUAGAUCUUUACCAGAUCGUGGCAUAAAUACAGACCCCGUCCCACAUCCACCAUCCAUCGUCCAGCAAGAUGCACACUCUGUUCAGCGAUCAGAACUCCUUCUCCCGGCACUACGCUCAGACGGCCGCCGGCUAUAGUUCGGCCUCUGCGGUGGCGGCGGCAAGCAGUGCCUCAGCGGCGGCAGCCGCUCAUUACGCCUACGACCAGUACUCCCGGUACCCGUACUCGGCCAGUGCCUACGGCUUGGGGGCGCCGCACCAGAACAAGGAGAUCGUGAAGCCCCCAUACUCCUACAUCGCUCUCAUUGCGAUGGCCAUCCAGAAUGCGGCGGACAAGAAGGUGACGCUGAAUGGCAUCUAUCAGUACAUCAUGGAGCGGUUCCCCUACUAUCGGGACAACAAGCAGGGCUGGCAGAACUCUAUCCGGCACAAUCUCAGCCUCAACGAGUGCUUCGUAAAGGUGGCCCGCGACGACAAAAAGCCAGGCAAGGGCUCCUACUGGACCCUGGAUCCGGACUCCUACAACAUGUUCGACAACGGAUCGUUCCUGCGGCGGAGGCGUCGCUUCAAGAAGAAGGACGUCAUGCGGGAGAAGGAGGAGGCCAUCAAACGGCAGGCGAUGAUGAACGAAAAGCUGGCCGAGAUGAAGCCAUUGAAGCUGAUGACCAACGGCAUCCUGGAGGCCAAGCACAUGGCCGCCCAUGCGGCCCACUUCAAGAAGGAGCCGCUCAUGGAUCUGGGCUGUCUCAGCGGCAAGGAUGUUUCCCAUGCGGCAAUGCUCAACUCCUGCCACGACAGCCUCGCCCAGAUGAACCAUCUCGCUGGGGGCGUAGAACAUGCUGGCUUCACAGUGGACUCCCUGAUGAAUGUCUACAAUCCGCGGAUUCAUCACAGCGCCUAUCCGUACCACUUGAACGACGACAAUCUGGCGUCGGUGGCCAGCAGUCAGAUGCAUCACGUGCACCAUGCGGCGGCCGCCCAUCAUGUCCAGCAGCUGCGCCAUGUGGGUCACGUUUCGCAUCCCCUCACGCCCGGCGGCCAUGGAGGCGGCGGUGGAGCGGGCGGGGGACACAACAGUGGUAUUCAAUCCUCGGGACAUUCGCCCACCACGAUCUCAACGCCGCAUGGACCGGCCCAUGGGGGAUGGUACACCCCGGAGACGCCGCCCUCGGAGCCCAUUCCCAACGGCGGGGGCGGUCAGCAAGGCACGCCCACACACCCCGGCCAUCCCAACACCAACCCCAACAGCAACAACAACAACAACAACUCGAGUGUCCACAACAACAACCACAGUCAUAGUCACAGCCACAGCCACAACGGAGGUGGCGCCUCCUCGGUUCUGACGAGCAGUCCGAGUUCCGCCUUGGGUUUCCGCGAUAUGAUCUUCGAGCAGAACCAAUCCUGCCAGCUGGACACUGGGAGUCCCACAGGGAGCCUCCAGUCUGCGAGUCCCCCCGCCUCGGCGAGUGUGGCAGCAGCCUCUGCAGCGGCCGCAGCGGCAGUGAUCAGCAGCCACCACCACCAUCAUCACCAUCAUGCGCUGAGCGGCAAUCUGGGGCAGCUGGGGCAGCUGAGCAACCUGAGUCACUAUCGGCCCCACAUGGGGCACUAUCAGGAGUACGGCAUCAAGUAUGGCGUCUAAGAAAUGGGAGAGGCAUAUGUGGAUGUGUGGCAUACUCCAAAGUCUAGCUGUUAUCUCUUGUAUAUUCGUGUAAAUAUAUUUCCAAGAACGAUCCACAGCUCUAGAAUGUAUCUCAGUAUCGAAUUUAUUGCAGAAUUUUUUUUUAAUAAAUAUUUUUUUUUUCAAUGUUACACACCUCUAUAAAUCGUAUCGUAUAUACAUAUAAUCGUCUAAAUCGUAAGCAAAGUUUUUUUUUGUAGUUUUAUGCGUACACGUACA
This is a messenger RNA of Drosophila pseudoobscura, 2395 nucleotides long. It is a transcript of the gene croc, whose product is annotated as forkhead box protein crocodile. Gene Ontology annotation, biological process: anatomical structure morphogenesis; cell differentiation; regulation of transcription by RNA polymerase II. Lineage: Eukaryota; Metazoa; Arthropoda; Insecta; Diptera; Drosophilidae. The transcript has a single exon. The record is from RefSeq and is a predicted model, not a curated record. Bases 566 to 2137 code for a protein of 523 amino acids. Gene Ontology annotation, molecular function: DNA-binding transcription factor activity, RNA polymerase II-specific; RNA polymerase II cis-regulatory region sequence-specific DNA binding.